CGUGCGAGUGAGAGGAGACUCUGACUUACACGCGGCCGCGGACUCCCUGCAACUGCAAGGUAAAGUUGGGCGGAAAGACAACUUCGCAAGUCGUCCGCGCCAGGAUGGAUGCUUUUCACGCCUAAUCAUCUUACUCGGAAACAACUAUCUGGACGUCAUGUGACCAUCACUGUUGUAAGAACUGGACGGAAUUAACGAUUUAAAAAUUCCCAAGCAUUUUAUAAAGUUGCCUAACAGGAUACAUAGGAGAUUACAAAUGCUGGAGGUGUAUUUCUUUACUUUAUGAAUAUCUAUAGGCAGAGGGGGAACAAGCAAACAUUAUAAUGAGUCCCGCAUUAAGGACUGAAAUUCAACAAAAAUGAAAAGCAUACGGUUAAGGCACGAUUCUGAUGAAAAGGCAUUUUGACAGGCAAAGGAGGAUGUGCACAGGACAUAAAGUGGACAAGAGGGGACCCGGGGAUCUGCGUGUCUGAGCUGAUGCGAAUCUUCACCUGGACUCGCACGAACGGCGGCACCUACAAAAUUAACUGCGUGCUGAAACCCCCUUAUUACAUCGUGUAUUGCACAUAUAAUUUUAACGUCGUCGCUGCUCUGCAGGUUUACAUGUAAAAGCAAACGGCUCCCAAGAGCCUCGGAGUAAUCUCAUUUUUACGAUCAACAUUAAUCAAUUGGGUUAAGGCUAUUCGUUUUCAGUCAGUUUAUUCAAACUUCUUCAGAUGCCGGAAUAUCAAAGGACUGAAUAACUAUGCUGGAACUUUUAACACAACUAGAUUAUACGAAAUAGGCUAAUAGGUGGAAUAAAAAGGCAAUAUUAUAUUGAAUACUUGAGCGAAUGUUUAAUUGAAUUAAGCUCAUUUCCAAUCAAUCAAAAUCAGGGAUCAGGGGGUUCGGAGUUUCAAAGUGCAAAAAGAAUAUUUUUGUCACUUUAUUCCCCCUUUUUCCCCUUAAUUUGUAAUUCUGAAUCCCGAGGUGGCUCCGCAGUGGUGUUGCGGCCCCUCGUCCGCGGCGGAUCCGGAGAACGGAGGCUCUGCAGCGGGAGGAGGCGGCGGUGCAUCCCCUGCUACACCGCAGGGUCCAAAAACCGGUCGUCUGAAAAGGAUGGUUCGCUUGGCGGCAGAGUUAUUGCUGCUGUUGGGACUGCUACUUUUAACUUUACAUAUUACGGUGUUACGGAGCAGUCCAUUGCAGCAAGGGAACGCGACUUCAAGCAACGACCAAAAUGAGCUGCCUGUGGAGAGCAGAAACCAUGACGAGAGCAGCUCCUUGACCUGGCUGGCCCAUGGAGAGCGCCGCUCCGCUCCGUCUGCCCGCCAACAAGCCCAGCACCAUGGCUCAGGCAGCACUUUGCAAAGGGAUGGACCCGGAGCAUUCCUCUUUGACCUCCACAAUUUCCCUGACCUGUCCAACACAGACAUCAAUGGACAGAACCCCAACAUUCAGGUGACGAUCGAGGUGGUGGAUGGGCUGGAGGUCCCAGAGCCGGAGAAGGAUCUUCGCAAGGAGAGCAGAGCGGGCUGGGCCACACCCAACUGGAGGAACUGGUGGCAGCACUCAGCCUCGGCCCCCGGCCACAGACCCGGAGAGCAGGACUACCCAUACAACGGCGAUACUGAUGACAGCAACUUCCUGAAGCCGCUGAGGGACUGGGAGCGCCGCGGCGGGGCUGGCAAGGCGCACGCGGAGUAUGAUUACAUGGAUGGGGAGGGAGACUGGAGCGCCUGGUCGCUGUGCAGCGUCACCUGUGGGAAUGGGAACCAGAAGCGCACCAGGUCGUGUGGUUACGCCUGCACGGCUACGGAGUCCCGCACCUGUGAUGCGCCAAGCUGCCCAGGGAUCGAGGACGCCUUCAAGACAGCCGCCACGGAAGUUAGUCUGCUGGCUGGGACCGACGAGUUCAACGCCACGGAGCUCUUCGGUGUCGACACGGACAGCUGCGAGAGAUGGAUGAACUGCAAGAGUGAAUUCCUGAAGAAGUACAUGCUGAAGGUGGCCAACGACCUGCCCAGCUGCCCGUGCUCCUACCCGACCGAGGUGGCCUAUGGCACGGCCAGCAUCCACGACGCUACCACCAGGAAGGACUUCCGCUGGAAAGAUGCCAGCAGUCCCAAGGAGAAGCUGGAGAUCUACAAGCCGACGGCACGCUACUGCAUUCGGUCCUCGCUCACCCUGGAGUCCACCACGCUGGCUGCACAGCACUGCUGCUAUGAUGACACAAUGAAGCUCAUCACACGCGGUAAGGGUGCCGGCACUCCCAACCUCAUCAGCACGGAGUUCUCCGCCGACCUGCACUACAAGGUCGACAUCCUGCCCUGGAUCAUCUGCAAGGGCGACUGGAGUCGCUAUAACCAAGCCCGACCACCCAACAAUGGCCAACGGUGUGACGACAACCCACUGGAUGAAGACUACUACAGGCAGUUCGAGGAGGCCAGGGAGUUCUGAAUCCAACGGGAAAGCAGCACAAAAGGGUCAGCGGGUGGGCAUGACAGAGGUUGAAAGACUCAAAGAAAAGAAAAGAGAUCUUCAGAGCUUGCAGAGGGUGCAGCCCGGCCAUUGCAAGAACUUCCAUUGAGUUGGGUGGGCCCCACACGCUUACCCGGCGUGGCCAGGAGCAGGGUACUGUGACACAGGCCCAACGGACCCCUUUAUCUCCUCCCAUCUCAUUUAAAUUCUUCUCGAGAGCAAGGGGCCCAUUCUGUUCGCCAUGGCAACGGCAACACGGAUAGCAAUUGGGUCCUUCAUGUAAAAUCGUAUAGCAUUCGAAGCUAUUUAAAGCUGUAAUCCAAGUAUUUUUCUUUUUUUUGUAAAUGUCAUGUCUGAUAUUUCAGUCAAGGGGAUUCGAUGGGAGUCGUUAGCAGAUAGAUGCAAAACAUUUCGGUUGCACCAAAGUGAAGGAUAUUAAAAAUUCUUCUGGUGGACUUCUUAGAAAAGCAGCUUUCUUGCUUGGCAUGCUCAGAAGGGCCUAAAAAGGAAGACGGACAACGCAGCUACUGAACAGAAACCAAGGACAGUGCGGGGGUCUCGGCGUCAGCCGGCACUGACGGAAGCGAGACGCGUCUCAAGGGAAAGUGAGCCAACACCUUCUCUGUCAUAAAAGCACAAGCCAUUCGUUUUGUUCUUCUCAAAAGGGAUGGUUAGUGACGACCGUCUGCGAAAGGGGAUUAUUUACAGGGAUGUAGAAACCAUGGGCAGAGGCCCUUCCUGUAUCCGGAGGGUCUGGCUCUUCCCACUAUCGCUUUGGGUAUAUUAUUAAGGUUCCCAUUGUAAAGUUUGUCUAUUUAGCGCCAAGUUUUUACAAAUCAUCUACAGUUGUAUUUUUAUUAUCACCCCUUAUAUUUCCCUUCCUUUCUGGAUGUACAAAAAAACCUUCACUAUUUUUGUAAAGUAUUUAUUAAGUUGUAGCUAUGUCCCGUACAUUGGGUAUAAUUAUGUGGUUAAUGUUUGAAGUAGGUGAUGCAUACUGAAAGACUUCUGAGAUGAAAGUUUUAAUAAAAACAACUAUAAGUUCUCAUUAAA
Molecule: messenger RNA, 3513 nt
Organism: Paramormyrops kingsleyae
Lineage: Eukaryota; Metazoa; Chordata; Actinopteri; Osteoglossiformes; Mormyridae
Gene: ism1
Product: isthmin 1
Biological process (GO): negative regulation of angiogenesis
Source: RefSeq, a predicted model, not a curated record